Molecule: messenger RNA, 876 nt
Organism: Echinostoma caproni
Lineage: Eukaryota; Metazoa; Platyhelminthes; Trematoda; Plagiorchiida; Echinostomatidae
Source: the annotation of a GenBank genome assembly
CUUUCCUACCAACCGGAUUUUUUGGAUAUGGAUCCGGAUUCCAUUCUCGAGGAGAAUGCAAUCAUCACGGCCAAUGCGACAUGUGGAACAACUAGACGAGAGUAUUUCUGUCGUCUAGUGGAGCACGCGGAUGGGGCACUGUUAUACAGAAGAGAUCGACGUCAAAUUGAAACGUAUACACGGGAUGAGAAGUCAUUUCGUGACCCUAGUGGACAAUGGGUACAGUGUAGUUUCUGUGAUGCACGGGAUCCGCGAUUGAGUCAUCCGAUAGAAUACGUGCUUCGUGGUGAAUCGGAUCUUUGGUGGCAGAGCCCAUCAUUGGCCGAAGGGUUACGAUAUCAUGCGGUUACAAUUACCAUGGAUUUUAAUCAGGUAUACCAAAUCGUGUACGUGUUGCUACGAAUGGGCGACAGUCCGAGACCGGCGAAUUGGAUACUUGAAAGAUCUUUGGAUGGAAUAAAUUAUAAACCAUGGGUGUUCUUUGCCGAGAGUGAAUACGACUGUAAGAGAUUGUACGAGCCUCUCAUUAAUGGCCCAUUGACCGUGACUAGUGGACCAAGACCAUGGAAGCUGGAAGAUGAUGAAGUGUAUUGUACCACAUUCUACAGUCAACCUCAAGCGCUCCAAUCCGGUGAGAUCAUUGUGACCUUGACCUUGGACCGCGCAUCUACCAUCUCGGGAACUUCAGGAAUCGAACGCGCGAUAUCACCUAAGCUAAUUGAUUUUCUCUCGGCCAGAUACGUGCGACUACGCUUUCAGAAGCUUCAGACACUCUCCGGUGAUUGGAUGGCCAUGCCCAAUCAGCUGGACAGUUCUGUUUACAAUCGCGCAGCUGACGAAGAACUCGCUCUGGCUAUGGGCUGUGAUGUGUUAUAA